AAGUCCCUGCUCCUCCUCCUCCAGGAAAGGGUACCUGCUCCAAACUUCCUGGUUCUCUCCUGGAGAAGCCUUCCUCCUUCUGUGAGCCAAACUACUCAAGAAACACACAACAUGACAACCCUCCUCCGCAGACUUGUAGGUCCCAGGGGCUCAUCGAGCCGGUGGAUGGGCGUGAUUCUGCGGGAAACGCACGGCAGAACUGUCCAUCUGAUUCCCCGGGACGGAGCGCGUCUGCUGGCCGGUGGCGAUCGCCCUCUGACGGCGUGCAGUCGCGCACACAGCCGCAGGCAGCACACGGAGGCGGCGAAACCUGUGGAGGUGGAUGUGAAGCGGUUAGAUGGAGAAGACGAUGGUGUAGUGGAGGUGUUGAUGUGCCGACACAAGGCAAGAAACGCCCUGGGCCAUGUGUUUGUGUCACAGAUGAGGGAGCUGGUGUCCACUCUGUCCAGUGACUCAGCAGUGCGUGUGGUUGUCUUCAGGAGUUUGGUGCCAGGUGUUUUCUGCGCAGGUGCAGACCUGAAAGAGAGAGCUCUGAUGAACAACACUGAGUCUGAUCUGUUUGUUCACGGCCUGCGAUCCCUCAUGACUCAGAUAGCAUCGUUGCCCAUGCCGACCAUUGCAGCGAUGGAUGGCGUUGCCCUCGGAGGUGGGUUGGAAGUGGCCUUGGCCUGUGACCUUCGCACUGCCGCAUAUUCCGCACAGAUGGGUCUGAUUGAGACGACACGGGGGCUGCUCCCGGGGGCGGGGGGCAGUCAGCGGCUGCCGCGGAUGGUGGGCAUCACUCUGGCCAAGGAGCUCAUCUUCACAGGUAGGCGUGUGGGAGGGCAGACAGCUCUGGAGAUGGGGCUCGUAAACAGAGCUGUAGAACAGAACCAGACAGGAGACGCUGCCUACAGAGAGGCACUCAGCCUGGCUAGAGAGAUACUGCCCCAGGGUCCCAUCGCUGUGCGGAUGGCAAAAGAGGCAAUGAACAGAGGCGUUGAGGUUGACAUCGGUUCAGCGAUGGCAAUAGAGAGGAUGUGUUAUGCUCGGGUCAUCCCAACACGGGACAGACAGGAGGGUAUGGCUGCCUUCAUAGAGAAGAGACCCCCACGGUACACUGGGGAAUAAACUUGUCAUGAUAAGUAGUUAACUCCCAUUGAUAGUGUUUGUGAUCGCUCACCAGUGUCAAUACAUUAGUUAAGGUCUCUGUGAGUUCUCAAAGGUGACCAUGUAAUAUGACAAAAGUAGAUUUGUACUGUUAUGUACUGUUAACAUAUUUCAUGUUUGGAAUAAAAAGACAACUGCAUCAUG
This is a messenger RNA of Larimichthys crocea (large yellow croaker), 1293 nucleotides long. It is a transcript of the gene echdc2, whose product is annotated as enoyl CoA hydratase domain containing 2. Gene Ontology annotation, molecular function: catalytic activity. The transcript is spliced from 11 exons. Gene Ontology annotation, biological process: fatty acid beta-oxidation. The record is from RefSeq and is a predicted model, not a curated record. Gene Ontology annotation, cellular component: mitochondrion. Bases 112 to 1110 code for a protein of 332 amino acids. Lineage: Eukaryota; Metazoa; Chordata; Actinopteri; Sciaenidae.